CUUCAGUUUUGAAAUUUCGGAGGUUUCGCCGCGCUGCGCGGCCCCAUUGCGUCUCUGAAGCGGUGAGCCCUGGAGACCCAGAGCCGAGAGUUUUGGGCCGGCCGGGGGCUCUGCUAGGGAGGCCGCCGGACUUGGAUCGGAGCAGCCCUUAGCAGACGCGGUGCAGUCGACCAGCGCCACCAUGGGGUCGACAGCCCCAGGGCCCAUUCACCUGCUGGAGCUAUGCGACCAGAAGCUCAUGGAGUUCAUCUGCAGUGUGGACAGUAAGGACUUGGUGUGGCUGGAAGAGAUCAAGGAGGAGGCCGAGCGCAUGUUCACCAGAGAAUUCAAUAAGGAGCCUGAGCUGAUGCCCAAAACACCUUCUCAGAAGAACCGACGGAAGAAGAGACGGGUUUCCUAUGUUCAGGAUGAAAACAGAGACCCCAUCCGGAAAAGGUUGUCCCGCAGAAAAACCCGAAGCAGCCAGCUGAGCUCCCGGCACCUCCGCAGCAAGGACAAGGUGGAGAAGCUGGCCACGGUGGUGGGCGAGAACGGCUCUGUCCUGCGGCGGAUGACCCGCGCCGCGGCCGCAGCGGUAGCGGCCACCGCGGCGUCCGCUGCCCCCUCGUCCAGCCCCGAGUCUCCCACAGCGCUGACCAAGAAGCCCACGAACAGCCCGGCCGAGGGCCAGCUGGUGCCGGUGGUGGAGAUCAGCGUCAGCGAGCGCCGGAGCGCCGAGCAGCACCUCCUCGGGAUCAAGUCUGCCCAGUCGCCUCCUGGGGCUCCGUCCCCUCCAGCCGCAGCUCCUGCCUCCCCUAGCAUCUCCAUGUCGGAAGAGGAAUCAACCCCCAAGAAACCAGAGGCCGGGAGACUGGAAUCUGUCACCGUGACCUCCCUAAUGGCCACACCCCAGGACCCCAAGGGCCGAGGGGUCGGAGCAAGCCGGUCAGCCUCCAAGCUCAGGAUCGCGCAGGCUUCUCCCGGCCCGCAGGACCUGUCGGGCUCUCUGGCGUCCCCGUGGCAGGAGCGGGUGCUGGCUCCCAUCCUGCCGGACAACUGCUCCACGCCCACGGGCACCCGCGUGGACCCGCAGUCAGUGCGGCGCAGCCUGAUCGCGCCGUCCUCCCCUGGCUGCCAGGUGUCGCUGGCCGAGAAGUACUCGCUGGUGGACCGGAAGGAGAAACCCGUCCGCAGGUCUAGCAGAAGGAUUGGCAAGAAAGCGGCGGAAGAGCCGGCGGCCUCGGCCCGCAUCAUCUGUCACAGUUACCUGGAGAGGCUCCUGAAUGUUGAGGUGCCCCAGAAAGUUGGCCCUGAGCAGAAGCCCGGCAAGGAGGCUGAGCCCGUGGAGACAGCUGAACCGGAGGUCCUGAAGAACGCGCCCCGCAGUGCCACCAAGAUUGCCAUUAGCACACCUGGCUCGCGACCUGUGGCUGGUGGCCAGGAAACGCCCUCUGAAGGUCAGCAAGAGCCCAAGACUGACCAAGCAGAUGGCCCCAAGGAGCGCCCCCAGAGUGUCAGGAGGAAGCGCAGCUACAAGCAGGCGGUCAGUGAGCUGGAGGAGGAGCCACAGCUGGAGGACGAGGAGCUGCAGGCCCCCAGGAGCAAGACCCCUUCCCCGCCCUGCCCUGCCAGCAAGGUGGUGCGGCCCCUCCGGACCUUCCUGCACACCGUGCAGAGGAACCAGAUGCUCAUGACCCCGACCUCGGCGCCCCGCAGCAGCGUCAUGAAAUCUUUCAUCAAGCGCAACACUCCCCUGCGCAUGGACCCUAAGUGCAGCUUCGUUGAGAAGGAGCGGCAGCGCCUCGAGAACCUGCGGCGGAAGGAGGAGGCCGAGCUGCUCCGCAGGCAGAAGGUGGAGGAAGACAAGCGACGGCGGCUGGAGGAGGUGAAGCUGAAGCGCGAGGAGCGCCUCCGCAAGGUGCUGCAGGCCCGGGAACGGGUGGAGCAGAUGAAGGAGGAGAAGAAGAAGCAGAUUGAGCAGAAGUUUGCUCAGAUCGACGAGAAGACUGAGAAGGCCAAGGAGGAGCGGCUGGCUGAGGAGAAAGCCAGGAAGAAGGCAGCAGCCAAGAAGAUGGAGGAGGUGGAGGCGCGCCGGAAGCAGGAGGAGGAGGCGCGGCGGCUCCGGAGGCUCCAGCAGGAGGAGGAAGAGCGGCGGCACCAAGAGCUGCAGAAGAAGAAGGAGGAGGAGCAGGAGCGGCUGCGCAGGGCGGCUGAGGCCAAGAGGCUGGUGGAGCAGCGGGAGCAGGAGCGGCAGCUGGCCGAGCAGCGGGAGCAGGAGCGCCGGCGGGAGCAGGAGCGGCUCCAGGCCGAGAGGGAGCUGCAGGAGAGGGAGCGCGAGAAGGCGCUGCAGCUGCAGAAGGAGCGGCUGCAGAGGGAGCUCGAGGAGAAGAAAAAGAAGGAAGAGGAGCAGCGCCUGGCCGAGGAGCGGCUGCAGGAGGAGCAGCAGAGGAAAGCCAGGGCGGCGGCGGCGGCCAGCAAAGGCCUGAAUGUGACUGUGGAUGUGCAGUCUCCAGCUUGUACCUCCUAUCAGAUGACGCCACAGGGCCACAGGCCCCCCCCCAAGAUCAAUCCAGAUAACUACGGGAUGGACCUGAAUAGCGACGACUCCACCGAUGACGAGGCCCAUCCCCGGAAGCCUAUCCCUACCUGGGCCAGAGGCACUCAGCUAAGCCAGGCCAUCAUCCACCAGUACUACCACCCCCCGAACCUGCUCGAGCUCUUUGGAAGCAUCCUCCCGCUGGACUUGGAGGACAUCUUCAAAAAGAGCAAACCCCGCUACCACAAGCGCACCAGCUCUGCUGUCUGGAACUCGCCGCCCCUGCUGGGUGCCAGGGUCCCCAGCAGCCUGGCCUACAGCCUGAAGAAGUACUGAGGCCCCCGGGCCUGCUCAGCGGUCUCAGCCCCUGUGUGUGUGUCUGCCUGUCCGCCCCUCUGUCGCUCGGUGCCAUCCUGCCUGGUGUUCUGUCUCGGGGGGUUGCCGUGUGUAUAUAAAUGUCCUCUGUGUGCUGCAGGCAGAACGGGGCCCAGGCCUGUUUGGAGGCUGCACUGGGUUGGGGGUUGGGGGAGAACCAGCCCAGCCCCGCCUGGCCUGCACACAGCACUCUGUAAAUAGGUUGGUAGAAUUCAGCGGAAUUUUAGCCUCUAGUGUUCGAGAGCUAGAAUAAUAAAGUCUGUUCCUUCAAGCCUGCUGUGGGUAUUGUGGGAUGGGGGGCCUUGGCAGAAUGUCCCGGACCCUGGCUCUGCCGCCCCGUGUCUCAGGCCACUGGUGGGCUGGGGGCCAAGGCACUCUUCUAAGGGCUGUGCUUCCAGGUCAGCUGGGUCUCCCAUGUCAAGAUGCUGACGCAGUGGGUGAUUCUGAUUCUGUCCUUGGGCAAUGCUGAGACUCAAGUCAGUUACCUGCAUGAUGGGGCAGGUGAAGCUACUUUCUUAUUUUCUGGGGAGCUCCUUCCUUGUAAAGGGAGGCUUGUUCAGUGGGAAAGACGUGGAGGUUGAGGUCACGAGGACUGGGCUCUUUACACAGCUCUGCCACCUAGCCCCACAGGCUCCACCCUUGCUGCAUGGGUAGUCAAAGGACUUGACAAGGUGUGCACACUGCUAAAGCAGGAAUUCUGAUUAGAAAGAUGUCUCCGGAAACCACGCUGGGACCAGUGCUUGCAAGCUGUUGAGGUUUCUCCAACAGUCCAGGCAGCUACUCGUUCAUUGCUUAGUGCUUGACACUUGGCGGCUGUGGUUGUGCCCCAGAGCUGCCUGCUCAGCUCCUUCUCAUCUGCUCCAGCCUCUAGGACAGGGGUUGGUGAACUAUGGCCUCAUGGGCCAAAUGAAACCUCAGGCAGUUUUUGUAAAGUUUCACUGGAACCCACCCAGUAGAAACAAAUAGAAACAAAUAUCUGUUGUCUCCGGCUGCUCUGCUGAGGGCAGAGUUAAAUAGUUGUAACAGAGGCCUUAUGGCCCCCCAAGCUGAAAAUAUGAUGGCCCCUUACAGGAAGUUUGGUGACCCCUGCUCUAGGACCCCUGCUUUGCUGACCCCCUUGAAUAAAGGCUAAAUUCAAGAGCACUUGAAAAUGAGGAAAUGGUGAGCAUACACAAUAGACUGAAGUUCAAAAGGACUCCACCCAUUUAAAAAAACAGAUAACAUUGGAUGGUUCAUUCAAAUACCGUGCACAGCUCAAAUUGGUUCCAUAUACUCUUGGACUAGAAACUUGUGUGGAGUCCGUUGGCGAGUGUGUCUUUACCUAGGACUGAUCAACUAUUUUGCUUUUAUGGACUGAACUUGUGUCCCAUCUUCUACAUCUUUGUCUAGCCUCAGUUGUCAGAGAUUUCCCUUAUAUUUUCUUCUACAUGUUUUAUAGUUCUGCCAAUAUUACAUUUAGGUUUAUGAUCUACUUUGAGUUAAUUAUUUUUGAAGCAUGAGGAUUAUGUUUUUGGUGUAUUUGGUUUUGGGGGCAUAUGGUUAUAUGUUCAGUGGUUCCAGGACCAUUUGUUGAAAAGACUUUGUUUUCCUCUGAAUUUCUUUUGCAUCUUUGUCAAGAGUCCGUUAGCCGUUUUUGUAUGGGUCUAUGUCUGCACUUGUGUUCUCUUCCACUGAUCUGUGAGUCUCUCCUGUUACCAGUACCACAUCAUCAAAGUUACGGUAGCUUAUAUCCAUCUUAAAAAUCUGUCAGUGUGACUCCUCUAACUUUAUUCUGCCUUUUCAAAAUUAUUUAGACUUGUCCAUCAAUUUUGCCUCUCCAUCUAAAUUUUAGAAUGAGCCUAUUUAUACAAAAGCCCUGCUAGGACUUUGAUUGGAAUUACAUUAAAUCUAUAGAUAAAUUUGGGGAGAAUUCACAUAUGAUAGUGAGUGUUCUAAACCGUCACGUUUCUUGUCUCUCUGUUUAUUUGCAUCUGGGGCUUCCGUCUGUGGUUCGUGGUCUCAGCAUACAGAUCCUGUACAAGUUUUGUUGAACUUACAGCUUAGUAUUUUAUUUUCUUGGAGCUACAGUAAAUGGUAUUGUUUUUCUAAUUUUUGUUACCAGUUGUUCAUUCCUGUAUAUAGAAAUACAAUUGAUUUUUGUGUGUUGACCUUGUA
This is a messenger RNA of Mustela lutreola (European mink), 5044 nucleotides long. RefSeq names its product inner centromere protein (gene INCENP). Lineage: Eukaryota; Metazoa; Chordata; Mammalia; Carnivora; Mustelidae. The transcript is spliced from 19 exons. Gene Ontology annotation, biological process: meiotic spindle midzone assembly; metaphase chromosome alignment; mitotic cytokinesis. Gene Ontology annotation, molecular function: protein serine/threonine kinase activator activity. The coding region runs from base 182 to 2851 and encodes 889 amino acids. Gene Ontology annotation, cellular component: meiotic spindle midzone; chromosome passenger complex; nucleus. The record is from RefSeq and is a predicted model, not a curated record.